ACGGUAAUUGUAGAUGGCCACCCUGUCGAAAGGGUUUACGUUUGUGGAGUGAUGCUCCUCAAACCCUUAAACCCCUGAAAUUCAAGUCCCUGAUGGUCUUCUUCAACUAGGGUUCUUCAUCAGCACCCUACUCUUCGUUUUCAAUCUUUCUCUUUAUCAACAAUGGCGACAAACGACGACGUCCGUUUCACAUCGUCAUCCUUUAAAAUCCCUCCCUCUUUCCUCUACCACCCCCCGAAUUUUCUUCCCACUCUCCCCUUCUGUUCCCAAACCUUAUCUCUGACUCUGGCCAGAACUCGCUACUCACUGACCCAGUUCAUCUCAUCACUCAAAACCCACAAAAAAUUCAACAUUUUUCAUCCCAAAUCAUCCCUCCUGUGCUCUGCAUCAUUGGCUCUGAGUCGGUCAGACGAGUCGACUCAGGGCGUUUUAGAUGGUGGGGCAGCUCAGAAGGCGAGGAGAGAGGCCGAGGAGAGGGUUUUGAUUAGCGAGGUGCUUGUACGGAACAAGGACGGUGAGGAGCUUGAAAGGAAGGAUUUGGAAAUGGAGGCAAUGACGGCACUCAAGGCUUGUCGCCCCAAUUCAGCUCUCACCGUCCGAGAGGUCCAAGAAGAUGUUCAUAGGAUUAUAGAUAGUGGGUACUUUUGUUCUUGCAUGCCUGUUGCCGUGGACACCCGAGAUGGCAUCCGUUUGGUCUUUCAGGUAGAACCAAACCAGGAGUUUCAGGGGUUGAUUUGUGAAGGAGCUAAUGUUCUUCCAUCAAAGUUUAUAGAGGAUGCUUUUCGAGAUGGAUAUGGCAAAGUGGUUAAUAUCAGGCGUUUGGACGAAGUGAUAAAUUCCAUUAAUGGUUGGUACAUGGAGCGUGGCCUUUUUGGCAUGGUUUCAGAUGUUGAGAUACUCUCAGGAGGCAUGCUUAGGUUGCAAGUUUCUGAAGCUGAGGUUAAUAAUAUCUCCAUUCGUUUUCUUGAUAGGAAAACCGGUGAGCCAACUAUAGGAAAGACAAAGCCUGAAACAAUACUUCGGCAGCUUACGACCAAAAAGGGACAGGUGUAUAGUUUGCUUCAAGGGAAAAGAGAUGUGGAGACUGUCUUAACAAUGGGAGUCAUGGAAGAUGUUAGCAUUAUUCCCCAGCCUGCAGGAGAUACUGGUAAGGUUGAUUUGAUCAUGAAUGUUGUUGAACGAGUAAGUGGAGGUUUUUCUGCUGGUGGUGGAAUUUCAAGUGGGAUAACAAGUGGCCCUCUAUCAGGACUGAUUGGAAGUUUUGCAUAUUCUCAUAGGAAUGUUUUUGGAAGAAAUCAAAAACUUAAUAUUUCACUAGAGAGGGGGCAAAUUGACUCAACAUUUCGCAUAAACUACACAGACCCAUGGAUUGAAGGAGAUGAUAAGAGGACGUCUAGAUCAAUCAUGGUUCAGAAUUCAAGAGCGCCUGGAACAGUUGUUCAUGGGAAUCAACCUGACAACAGUAGCAUGACCAUUGCUCGUGUCACAGCUGGUAUCGAAUUUAAUCGACCUUUCAGGCCAAAGUGGAAUGGAACAGCCGGACUUAUUUUCCAGCAUGCUGGUGCUCGUGAUGAAAAAGGGAAUCCUAUUAUUAAAGAUUUCUUUAGUAGUCCUCUCACUGCAAGUGGAAAUAGCCAUGAUGACAUGCUCCUUGCCAAAUUUGAGACUGUUUAUACUGGUUCUGGUGAUCAGGGGUCUUCAUUGUUUGUGUUCAACAUGGAACAGGGACUUCCUGUCUUUCCUGAGUGGCUUUUUUUCAAUAGAGUAAAUGCUCGUGCAAGGAAGGGUGUAGAAAUUGGUCCCGCUCGCAUCCUUUUAAGUUUGUCUGGUGGUCAUGUGGUGGGUAAUUUCUCUCCUCAUGAAGCAUUUGCCAUUGGUGGAACAAAUAGUGUGAGGGGUUAUGAAGAAGGUGCUGUAGGCUCAGGUCGCUCUUAUGUCGUUGGAUGUGGAGAAAUAUCUUUCCCCUUGUUGGGACCAGUAGAAGGGGCCAUCUUUGCCGACUAUGGAACUGAUCUUGGAUCAGGCCCAACUGUACCUGGUGAUCCUGCUGGGGCAAGGCUAAAGCCUGGAAGUGGGUACGGAUAUGGGUUUGGCGUUCGGGUGGACUCUCCUUUGGGCCCUCUCCGACUUGAAUAUGCAUUCAAUGACAAACAUGCUAAGAGGUUUCACUUCGGUGUUGGUCACCGGAACUGAUCUCAGACAGGCCUACUGUAAGUUCAACAGUUUUUGUCUUUGUUUUUUGCCCUUAAAUGAUUUUGAGCUGCAUUCUCCAUGUAUGCAGGUUCUAUAUUAUUAUUUUUAUAUUAAUUGUAGGCGCACACUUCGUGCAUACCCAACAAUUCUCAAUCUUCA
Molecule: messenger RNA, 2352 nt
Organism: Malania oleifera
Lineage: Eukaryota; Viridiplantae; Streptophyta; Magnoliopsida; Santalales; Ximeniaceae
Product: outer envelope protein 80, chloroplastic
Exons: 17
Coding region: 163-2193 (676 amino acids)
Biological process (GO): embryo development ending in seed dormancy; chloroplast organization
Cellular component (GO): outer membrane
Source: RefSeq, a predicted model, not a curated record